CAGAUGAACUGGUUCCACAGCUGAAUGAUUAGUUAGCAAGUUAUGUUCGGGGACUUUUAUAUAUGCUGCAGUGUUUUCCGCUUCCAAACACUUACCAACCUCCACCAAACAUGAAGCUGCUGCUCACUGUCUGUCUGACCUGGGCUCUGCUCUAUACAGCUGAGUCACUGCACUGCCAUGUGUGUAAAAACGAAAUGUGUUCCAACACAACCUCUGUCCAGUGUCCUGCCACAAGGUUAAUGUGCCAAACUAUCACUUCAGUGAGGGGGACCGGUUCAUCCGCUACUGUGACAGUGAAUAAACAGUGUUCUUCCCUGCUGUCCUGCUUCACUCCGCUCGGCGUUGAGACUGAAUGGUCAGUGAACCUCGGCUACUCACGGGAGGCCCACGCUCAGAUUUGCUGCUUGACCGACAACUGCAACUCCCGGACGCUGCCCACUCCCAGUUCUUUCAUGAAUGGGAAGGUGUGUCCGGCCUGUGCGAGCUCAGCUGACAGCUCGUCGGGGACCUGCAACACAACAUUGAACUGUGUGGGAGCUGAAGACAGCUGCUUCAAUGGCAACACUACAUCGAACAUGCUGCUGCUCGGCUGUGUGACCAGAUACCUCUGCAGCCCAGGGGCUGCUAUCUUGGCCAUGCUUGCUAAUUACCCCAGUAUCACAUGUGAAGCACCAUGGAGUGUCAGCAUCAGCGCUAUGCUGGUGACCCUUGCUCUUGCAUUGCAUAAAAUCCUUGUUUAAUUAAUACAUGUGCUCACACACACACACACACACACACACACACACACACACACACACACACACACACACACACAUAUACAGUAGGCAGUCGCUCACUGGAAUGCAGAAAUAAAAAACAUUGUUUUUCUUCUGAAAAUAUUUGUCUCUGCACUGAACACAAUGGAUGACAAAGAUAUUUAUCACAGGACUUAUGCAUUCAUGGAAUGUCACAAUAGAGAACUGAUAACACAAAACAACACCCACAUAGACACAGGCAAAACCAAGCACAUGCACCACAAACAGAUAUAAUCCUAGAGAUAAAUAGAUUGUAGAUGUUGAAUGCACUAAAUGCAAGUCGCUUUGGAUAAAAGCAUGUGUCAAAUGACAUGUAAUCUAAUGUAAUAAACCGACAGGUAUGGAGGCACACAAUUAUGCUGAAGAACAGUAAAAGCAUGUGCUGCAAGCCACAAAUACACACACACACACACGUCUGCGUGACUUCUGAGGACAUUGCAUUGAGUUUCAUUAAUUUCCUGGAGACUUAACCAUAAUGUGUACUUGCCAAACACAAUCCAUUCGCCUAACCUUAGAAUGAACCAAACCUACCACUAUAGGGCAAUAAUAUAAUAUUAUAAUCAUCUUAAAAUGUAAUGAUUUAAUUUACCGUAAUGAUCGUAAGACUAGUCCCCAUAAUGUGACUGUAAGUUCCCACAACAUAAGUGAUAUAGACCACACACAUUAAGAUCUAACUAUAUACACUCUCUCAAAUCUUCACAUCAGAGAUAGAGAUUAAAACACAACUUGAGGUAAGUGUCGAGCAGAGUUUCUGUAUCUAACAUGGCUCAUGAUUGUUCUGGAGUUUAAACCUCGAACUAAUAACACUUGUAUACUUUACUACAUACUGUACGGAUCAUUUCAAUGUGCAGCUGAGCAGAGUAACUUCUUAGAUAUUGUCUCAGACAUCCCCUGUGCAACCACUCGUGUGAAAAUGACCAUACAGGGUACUCUCAGAACUACUACAAAACUAAAACUGUGCAUUAUUACCUGCACCAGAAGAGGCAAUGUGUUAAUCUGCGUUUGUUAGUUAGUAGCAUUACACAUGAACCGGGUCGUGGUGGCUGAGGGGUAGCGUGGCCGUCCUUCAAUCUCAGUCUUCUCCAUUUGCAUGCUGAAGUGUCCUUGGGCAAGAUGCUGAACCAAAGGAAAAAAAGUGCUGCUUAUAGAUGCACUGUAUGUAUGUGUGUGUGAAUGGGUGAAUGGCAAGCGCUUUGAGAGGUCAUUAGGACUAGAAAAGUGCUAUGAAUAAAUACAAACCAUAAACCACUAGAGCUUUUUCUUCAAUCUAGCCGAUUAAUAAUUUCUUGACUUGUGUGGGAACCAUAUCGAUCCACAGCUUUUAGAAGCUCGGCUCUAAACAACCCGACAUGACCGUACUCACAACAUACUGUAUUUCUCCAGUUAUUUAUUCACUAUUUAUUUUACAUGGUGUAACACAGGUGGUUGCUGUGGUGGUUUGACUCAGCAGUAAGCACACAACACAGAGCUUUGAUCUCAGAUUUGAUUGCUGCACACAUAAUACAACACAAAAACUCCACACCACCGUGCCCCUUACCGUCUGGCUCCCUUGGCGCAUGCUUCUCUUCAUGCAUGUAUUUGAUCUCUAUGGUUUAUGAUCUCUUUUCUGUGUGUUGUGGCACUAGUCUCCACGUCCAGCCAUGCCGCCACCUUUAAACACUGAGUGAUUCACUAACUGCUGCACAAAUCACUCCUUAGGCACAGCUGGGGGUGCUCUCCUGAGCCACCUCCACACCCACCCUCACUCUUUAUUUGAAAUUGGAACAUUCAUUCAAACGUUGGGAGGACAAGUUCACAUUCGAACUGUAAUGGCCGUCUCGAAUUCAAAAUAUUCACUCUACAGGCGCAUCAGACUGUCUGAAGUAAUUUGCCUCAUGACCCCACAGCGGGCGGUUGCUGUCAGCUGGACCUCUUGCCUCUCAGUGAAGUAAGCCAGUAAUGCUGCGUUGUUUUGAUAUGAAAGUGGAGGACGCUAGAAAGAAAAGACGCCUUGAGUAGACAAUUACGACAGAAAAGCAUCUGAGAAGCCGUGUCUGGAGGUAUUUUGGUUUCUACACUCUAGACAGUAAAGUACAGAGCUUAGGUUAUGCCUGUUUGUCCUGUUUGGACUAUUUAAUCUGUGGGCUCACCUGUUUCCUUUCCACCCAAGUGAGGCCGCAGAGGAGGCACAACUGACAAGCGGAGUAAGGUCAAGUGCAUCCCCAAUUGUUUCCCACAGAAUUCAUUCAAUCAUUGGCGGUGUGCACGCAUGAAGGUCAAUCAAACGCAACAGAUUCAUGUGACAGGUGCACAGACUGAAGAGUGAAAGGUAAGUUCUCAUGUAAGAGAACGAAUAUUAGCUUGCAUGGACAGCUCCUGGUCUGGACUCUGUGAUUGCAGCGGGACUGCUUGGCAUGUCAUGUUGGGGUUGUCCUUCGGGAUGCUUACCCUCAUCAAAUGCUGCUAGAGACUUUAAUCUUUAAUCUUGAAGACUUUAAUCUUGAUGAUGUUUUCCUGUACGUGGCAUCUAUUGCACCUCUGUCCGUCCUGG
Molecule: messenger RNA, 3324 nt
Organism: Pleuronectes platessa (European plaice)
Lineage: Eukaryota; Metazoa; Chordata; Actinopteri; Pleuronectiformes; Pleuronectidae
Product: ly-6/neurotoxin-like protein 1
Exons: 5
Coding region: 63-740 (225 amino acids)
Source: RefSeq, a predicted model, not a curated record